AUGUCAAAUCAGCAGCAGUCGCUGCAACAACAACAACAGCAAGCUGUACGCAGCAAUGGCCUAGUGGUGGCCAGUCCCAAUGUCAAGGGUUUGGAAAUAAAAGAUUUUCACGAAUCCUGGCUGGAAGAGAUGGAAGUCUACAAAGAUAUGAUGCAUGUUCCGAAACAGAAGCAUGUGCCACAUCAAUUGUUGGGUUCCCACAAUCAUGCCCAUACACCACAAGGCUGCCAAAUCGAUGUUGUGGUCAAUACUCAUCAGCAUCACAAUCCUCAGCAGCAGCACCACCACCAGCAUCAGCAUCAACACAAUUCAAGUGCCAAUAAAAUGUCGUCACAUUUGAUGGCAACAACAAACCCUAAAGCGGCCAAUAAUAACAACAACAAGUCAAUAUCAUCUGAGACAAAUACAACAGCAGCAACAACAACAACGAUUGUUACUAAUGGAAAUGUCAAACGUCGAAAUGUAAAUGACAACAGCAAAACCAACAACACACGAGUGAAAGUAACGCCAACAUUGGCUGCUGCAACAGCAGCUGCAUCUGCUGACACGGCAAAACAUGGCAAAUCUCAGGCAGCCAGUGGUGGUCAUCAGAGACCACGUGAAGAAACGCCCACCAAAAAGUCGGGAACGGGUUCUGGUGCCAAAAGCAAUUCCCCAAAUGCAACUAACCCAACUAGUCAUCAUACAGCCAAGCGUUCCUCGGGUCAUAGUAGCACCAAUGAAACAACAAAUAUUGCAGGAGUUAAACAAAAUCACAAUAACACGGCUCCGUUAAGUCCUGGAAAAGUAAAAAAUCCUACAAGGGCAACGACUACUAAAAGCCCAACAGCAGUUGCUGCAGAUACUGCUGUUAGUAAUAAAAAUGCCAUAAAUUCUACCUCCGCUUAUGCUGCUGCACCACCCACCGCCAUGCCUUCUGCUCCAUCCCCUUUCCAAUUAGCAUAUUCACCGUUACCCCUCUCAAGUCCCAAGCAUAAUGCCAAGAUAAUUGUUAAUCAAUUUCAUGCCAGUAGUCUCCUCAACGGCCAUCAAUUGGAGGAAAAAGAAAAAAUACUAACACUGAAUGGCCUGAAUCAGCAUCACCACCAUGCCGCCAAAGCCGCCACCUCUGCCUCAGCAUAUGAGGCAAGCUUUUAUGCAGCAAAUUAUUUGAAUUCUGAUAAGGCACACACUAACAAUAUGCCGGCAAAUGGUAUGCCUACCAAUCGCCCCCGAGGUGAUGGGCCUAACAAUGGUACUAAUUAUCUGGGUGUUUCUUUAGCUAAUCAAGGAAUUGUCAAUGGUACUACUACCAAUCAUGAUGGCAGUGAAUUUGCCGAUGAUGAUGAUCCAAGUGCAGCCAUUGAUGAUGUCAAUCCCGAUACGGAUAGUGAUUUUGAAGAGGACUAUGUUGGAGAGCCAUUCCAUUUGGAGGAAGAUGGUGAUGAGACGCUGCAAAGUAAAACAAAACCCUAUGUCUAUUACACACCCACAACAAUAUUGUCGCCCAGUCUUUUCCCCAAUGUGGCACCCUAUCUCAACUAUUCAUCGCAUGCCGAACGAGGACCCCCAAUGCCAGCCCAAUUGCAUAAAAUCCUUAAAUGGAAACUGAGUAUAGCAAUGCCAAAAAUUGUCAAGCGGGUUGUUCUUAAUUCAGGAUUUCGCAUCAUUAAAAAUACCACCGAUUGGAUGGCGGUUUGGGAAAAACACAUGAAAAGUCCUGGCUUCCGAACAAUACGUUCUCACCAGAAAUACAAUCACAUGCCAGGUUCAUUUCGUAUUGGUCGCAAGGAUAGCAUGUGGCGCAGUAUUAAUGAUAAAAUGAAGAAAUUCGGUAAAAAGGAAUUUGGAUUUAUGCAAAAAUCCUAUGUCAUGCCCGAAGAGUUAGAGCUGUUGAGAAAAGCAUGGCCCCGGAAUGUGGCACGUCGGACCAAAUGGAUUGUAAAACCACCGGCAAGUGCACGAGGAACUGGGAUAAGUAUUGUAAAUAAAUGGUCGCAAUUUCCCAAAGAUCUGCCACUGGUUGUACAAAAAUACAUUGAACGACCUUUGUUGAUAAAUGACAAUAAAUUCGAUAUGCGUAUCUAUGUUGUAUUGACCUCAAUAAAUCCAUUGCGCCUGUAUAUGUACAAAGAUGGUUUGGCACGUUUUGCUUCCGUUAAAUACAGUUCCGAAUUGAAUAGCCUAGACGAUGUGUGUAUGCAUCUAACCAAUUAUAGCAUUAACAAAUUUUCCGAGAGCUAUGACAAGAAUGAAGAUGUCAAUGCGUGUCAGGGUCACAAAUGGACCCUACAAUCACUGUGGUCAUGCCUCGAGGAACGUGGUGUAAAUACAAAACGUCUCUGGGCCACACUGCGCAAUCUGGUGAUCAAAGCUUUGAUCAGCGGUGAGGCUGGUCUGAACCGCAUGUAUCGUCAAAAUGUGAAUUUCCGUUAUAAUUGUUUUGAACUGUUCGGAUUUGAUGUUUUGCUGGAUGAGAAUUUGGUACCAUGGCUGUUGGAGAUAAAUAUUUCGCCAUCCUUGCAUUCAGAUUUGCCAUUAGAUUUACACGUCAAGGGACCAUUGAUACAGGCUGUGCUAAAUACCGCUCUCUACCAGGUGCCACCAAAACUCAAUGAGAAACAACAAAAAGAUAUUCUGGAAGAAUUGAAAUUGGAGGGACCCCUCUGCUUUGAUAGACGCCUCUUUACCACCUGCCUGCGUAACGAGGAAAUACGUAAACAUAAUCAAUUUACCAAUCGGUCCAUUGAGGUGCGUGAAGAUUAUUUGGAACCUAUUUUGGAAAAUUUACUACCCGAUGAUGUACGUUGUUUGCUGUUGAGUGAAGAUGAGUUGAAUCGUUGCAGCCCCUUGGAACGAAUAUUUCCAACACCAAAUACCUAUCAUUAUUUGAAAUUUGUUGAUAAUCCACGUUACUAUAAUCGUCUGUUGGAUGCCUGGGAACAUCGUUAUGGCCAUUGUCGUGAAAAGGGUAUUGAACUGUUGCGUCAAUAUUGUCGUGAUAAUUAUCAUCUAAUUGUUGCGGAGGCGGCUUUUGAGAAGGAACCCCAAAGCAAGGUGACAGAAAUUGAUGUUAUGCACGUGAAGAAAGAAGAACCAACUGCGGAUGAUGCCAAUGCAACUGAUGGCAAUAUACCAGUUCCAGUUUUAAAUUUCAACUCCACGGAUAUUACAAAGGAAGGAACAGAGGCUGCACCAGAAAAUUCGAAGAUAUUGAAUAACAAUACUGAUGCUACGACAACAACAACAAAUACUCUCAACACUACCAAAACAAUUGCUGCCACAACAAAUAAAGAAAUACCACAAUCGAAAGAUGUUUCAAAUUCAACGAAAUUGGCCAAUCACCAGCCUACGAAUCAAAAGGAAACUAAUAGUAAAAUGACGCCAAAUAAAAUGAAACAACAAGAAACCCUAACAGAACGUAAACUUAAGACUGAUAUUAAAGCUUCAUAA
Messenger RNA from Musca vetustissima, 3432 nucleotides. It is a transcript of the gene TTLL4B, whose product is annotated as tubulin monoglutamylase TTLL4. NCBI's taxonomy places the organism in Eukaryota, Metazoa, Arthropoda, Insecta, Diptera, Muscidae. Gene Ontology annotation, biological process: protein polyglutamylation; microtubule cytoskeleton organization. Gene Ontology annotation, molecular function: tubulin binding; tubulin-glutamic acid ligase activity. Gene Ontology annotation, cellular component: cilium. The record is from RefSeq and is a predicted model, not a curated record.